AUGAAUAACAAUAAUACUAAUCUAGCUAAGAAUUUAUGGAUCGAAUGGUAAUUGUUUAAAAAAAAUGAAUCCACCAAUCCUACUUUAUAAAUUAAAAAAUAAGGCAUCAUGACCAAAACUGAUUAAUAUGCUGAAUUCACUUAUAGACCUAAUGCAACAAGUCCUCCAUCUAUGUAAGAAUUUUAUGAAUCUGUUAUCAAUGGAAUCAUUAAGAGAUUUUAAUUAGGUCUCUAUUAAGGUGAGUAUCCCUACUAUAAUGAAUUAUAAAGUUGUCUCCAUGAAUUUAUCAGACUUAUGAACUUUAAAUCAGAAAUCUUGGUUGAAGUCUUUUAAUCUAUUACAAAUCUUAAUUUAAGCAAAGAAACUUUUCCUAAUGUUGUCGUUCCUUGUGCAUCCUGUGGUAUGUUCAUCUAUAUAGUACAACAUUGUAACAAUUGUUACUCUGCAUUUUAUUGUGAUAAAACUUGUUUAAAAAAUGGCAAACAAAAACAUGAAUCUGAAUGUUAAUAAGCUAAGAUUACUCCUUCAAUAAUUUAUCCUUUAUAAGUGGAAAUUCAUUGUGGUGGUUCAUUAGGAGAUGAUGUCAAAAUUUAUUUUUAACAUGAAAGAAAAUUAUCUUUAUUGUAUAGAGGCUAGAAGUUUUUGAAUUCUAUGUACAAAAUUUUACUCAAAAACCGUUGGCUAAAGAAUAAUGGUUAUAAUAUUGUUGAAAAUGAAACUUCUAUAUAAUUAUAAAGUACAAAGAAAAUAGAUAUGAAACCUUCUGAAGAUUAAGGUGAUCCAAAUUACUCAGAUGAAGACUUAUAUUUAAAAAUGCCUUGUGUUUAAGAAAUUAAAGUGAUAUUCCUAAAUUAAGGAGCAAUCUUACAAGAUAUUAUCAAAGAAACCUACAAUUUAUAAACAAAUUUUAUUCAUAUUUAUUAUUUUCCUAUUUGA
Messenger RNA from Paramecium sonneborni, 936 nucleotides. Lineage: Eukaryota; Ciliophora; Oligohymenophorea; Peniculida; Parameciidae. The record is from the annotation of a GenBank genome assembly.